AUGUCUGGAAAAUCCAGAUUCUUUCAGAUUCUACCAAUUGUGUUUGUUGGGCUUUGCCAGACCAUAACAGUUGCAAAUGGCUUCAAUCCAAGUGCCGAAGGGGAAAACAUCCGAUGCAGAGAUAAGGAGAGACAAGCUCUCCUGACGUUCAAGCAAAGCCUUGUUGAUAAUUCUGGUCGACUCUCGUCUUGGGGAAGCGAAAAUGGUAAAAAAGAUUGUUGUCUGUGGCGAGGUGUUCGUUGUAGCCACAGAACAGGCCAUGUAGUCAUGCUUGAUCUUCAUCAUCCUCUGACCUUUGAUGAUGAAUUUGAUGGCUUUGUAAAUAGUAGUCUGAGAGGUAAGAUUAAUCCUUCACUGCUUGAACUGAGGUAUUUAAGAUAUUUAGACCUUACUUACAAUGAUUUUGGAGGAACUCAGUUUCCGAAUAUCAAUGGCUCACUAAGCAAGUUAAGACACCUCGAUCUUCAUGAUACUGGGUUAAGUUUCACAACCCUGAAUCAGAUUCUGAAUCUUUCUUCUUUAAGAUAUCUUGACCUCAGUUCGAACAACCUUAAUGGUGCCAAGGAUUGGCCUCAACUGCUCAUCAAGCUUCCAUACCUAGAACACUUACGGUUGGCCGGCUGUAGCCUUCCAAUAAUCUCGUCUCCACCUUCCCUGACUAACUCUACUUCAUCCCGAAUUUCCAUUGAUCUCUCUUUAAACUAUCUUACUUCUUCCAUGUACCCUUUGUUGUUCAAUAUUACCAGCAAGAUUGUUGAUCUUACCCUUCAAAGUACCUUGUUAGAAGGCUCAAUUCCAGACUUUUUCAGGAACUUGGUUUCACUUGAACAUCUUGAUCUGUCCGAUAAUGAACUUGGAGCUGGCUUGUCUGGGUGCAUACAGAAUUCAUUGGAGAUUCUGAGCCUGCCUUGGAAUCGCUUUCAAAAUUCAUUCAGUUUGUCUUAUGUAACAGGAUUUUCUUCACUAAGAGAACUCGAUCUCUCUGGUAAUAGAUUAAAUGGCUCUUUUCCAACAAGUUUCAAACAACCUUCCAAGCUUACUUCUCUAUCUCUCUCGGACAACCAGCUUACAGGUCCUUUACCUGAUCUCACCCAGUUUUCAUCAUUGAAAUAUUUAGAUAUUGGCCAUAAUCGAUUCAAUGGAACAGUGACUGAAAGUCUAGGAUGCCUGCCUGAACUCGAGCAUCUGGAUGCUUCUUGGAAUUCUUUGGAAGGUGCGAUAUCCGAAGAGCAUUUUGAAAAUCUCUCCAAAUUACAUACACUUGACCUAUCCUUUAAUCUUUUAACUUUCAAUGUCAGCUCCGGUUGGAUUCCUCCUUUUCAGUUGAAUCAAAUUCAUCUAUCAUUUUGCAAUUUGGGGCCUCACUUCCCAAAAUGGCUUCAUACUCAAAGAAGUUUUCAGGAUCUUGAUAUCUCCGGUGCUGGAAUUUCAGGUACUAUCCCUGAUUGGUUUUGGGACCUGCCCACUUACUUGAUUUUCUUAAAUCUUUCCCAUAACCAGAUGACUGGUAUGCUAUCAGACUUAUCACCAGUCAAGCUUCUUACAUUUAUUGGAAUAGAUUUAAGUUCAAACCUGUUUGAGGGUCCAUUGCCAGUCUUUCCUUAUAAUGUGACCAAAUUAAUUCUUGCUAAAAAUAGAUUUUCGGGAUCAGUUUCUCCAUUGUGUAAGAAUACAGCUGGGGUAUUGAGAUCUCUUGAUCUUUCUGAUAACUCAUUGGACGGAGUGCUUCCUGAUUGCUUUUUCCACUGGCAAGACAUCGUAGUUUUGAAUUUAGCUAAUAAUAACUUCUCUGGGGUUAUUCCAACUGCUGUGGGAUCUCUGUUGUCACUUGAAACAAUUAAAUUGCACGGUAAUAGCUUCUCUGGAGGCUUACCUUCUUCUUUGAAGAAUUGCAGUAGAUUGAAAUUUGUGGACCUUAGCGAGAAUAUGUUUUCUGGAAGUGUACCAGCCUGGGUAGGAGAAAACCUGUCAUCUUUGAUAUUUUUGAGUCUACAAGGUAAUGAAUUCAAUGGGAGGAUACCUUCCAAUUUAUGCCAAUUAGCAAAUAUACGGAUUCUGGACCUCUCUCAAAACUUUCUCUCUGGAGCAAUACCAUCGUGUCUUGAUAAUUUGACAGCCAUGGUUCAAAAAGGAGACUCAAAUGAUAUCACGGAGGACAUUUAUGUGUCUUCCAUGCAAGCUUAUAUUUUCUUUGGAGGCCACUAUAUUGAAAAGGCAAUGGUUAGAUGGAAAGGAAAAGAGUAUGAGUACGAAAGAAGUCUUGGGCUGUUUAGGAUCAUUGAUCUUGCAGGCAACAAAUUAGUUGGAGAAAUUCCUGAUGAGAUAACAAGACUUGCUGAAUUGGUUGUUUUGAACUUAUCAGGGAACAAUUUGGUUGGGUCUAUCCCUGAAAAAAUUGGUCAGUUGAAACAACUAGAAUCACUUGAUUUGUCAACAAAUCAAUUGUCAGGGCAAAUCCCAACCAGCAUGGCUGAUCUAAGUUUUUUGAGUUACUUGAACUUGUCAUAUAAUAACUUAUCAGGAAAAAUUCCACCUGGUACUCAACUCCUGACCUUUGGUGCUUCAGCCUUUGUUGGUAAUCAAGCACUGUGUGGCCUUCCAAUUUCACAGCAGUGCCCAAGAAAUGACACGCUUCAGGAUCAACCACCCGAUGAUGGUCACACCGAAGAUGGAGAUGAAUUUAGUAAAUGGUUUUAUGCUGGAAUGGGAAUCGGAUUCUUUACAGCGUUUUGGGGAGUUUUUGGAUCUUUACUAUUAAAGACUUCUUGGAGGCAUGCAUAUUUUCGGCUCUUGGAUGACUGGAAGGACUCACUCUAUGUGACAUUCAUAUUGUGGUGGGCAAGAUUAGAGAGGAAGUUUAAGAGUUAGAGGAUGCUAAGUUCGUCUAUAAAGGUAAGCAAAUUUAUGCAUGUUGUAUUGACUUUAAUUGAACCACUCAAAUAAGAUCUCAAUGGUGGAUGAGAUUGAAGAACUUGUUUUAAUUUCAAACAGAAACUACUUCGUUGUAUUUAAGUUUAAUGGUCAAAGUAAGAAUGCUUUUGAAAUUCAAAUACUUGAUGAUUACUGGUUCAAGAAGCUCAAAAUUACGUCAGUUUAAAAGUUUUAGUCAGAUAUACCUAUAACAAGUAAGAACUAAGAA
Molecule: messenger RNA, 3139 nt
Organism: Durio zibethinus
Lineage: Eukaryota; Viridiplantae; Streptophyta; Magnoliopsida; Malvales; Malvaceae
Source: RefSeq, a predicted model, not a curated record